Molecule: messenger RNA, 564 nt
Organism: Alnus glutinosa
Lineage: Eukaryota; Viridiplantae; Streptophyta; Magnoliopsida; Fagales; Betulaceae
Product: probable long-chain-alcohol O-fatty-acyltransferase 1
Exons: 1
Coding region: 1-564 (187 amino acids)
Biological process (GO): lipid metabolic process
Source: RefSeq, a predicted model, not a curated record
AUGGAGGGUGAGAUGAAGAAUUUCGCCAAGGUAUGGGUUUCAGUCUUCAUAUCUCUAAGCUACUGUUAUGCCAGAGGUAAGAUUGUCCCCAGAGGCAUUCCAAGACUGCUUUGUAUGCUCCCAAUCGUGUGCCUCUUCCUUGUCCUUCCUCUCAACCUCUCCUCCGCGCAUCUCGGGGGCACCUCUGCUUUCUUCGUUGCUUGGCUCACCAACUUCAAACUCUUGCUCUUUGCUUUUAGCAAAGGGCCUCUUUCCUCAGUCGACCCAUCACUCCCUCUUGGGAGCUUCGUUGCCCUUGCUUGUUUUCCCAUUAAGAUCCGACAAAACCCACCUCCAAAGUCAUCGGAAAACCCCCAAAACAAACCAAUACCUUCAGAUCCAAAUGGCAAAACUGAGGAACACCCAGCUCCCAAAAAGCCCAAGAGUGGACACAAGUCGCGUCUAAACUAUGCUGUAAAGGGUCUACUGGUAGCAUUGUUGAUCCGAGUCUAUGACUAUCGCCAGCACAUUCAUAUUAAUUCACGAUUUGAAUUCACUCUCUUACUGUUUAAUUUUAAAAAUUAA